Molecule: messenger RNA, 2443 nt
Organism: Spea bombifrons (plains spadefoot toad)
Lineage: Eukaryota; Metazoa; Chordata; Amphibia; Anura; Pelobatidae
Gene: PLAT
Product: plasminogen activator, tissue type
Exons: 15
Coding region: 234-1919 (561 amino acids)
Biological process (GO): smooth muscle cell migration; plasminogen activation
Cellular component (GO): extracellular region
Molecular function (GO): serine-type endopeptidase activity
Source: RefSeq, a predicted model, not a curated record
CACGGGUUAUGUCGGGUGGUGUCGGCUUCUUUGUGUCGAGGCUGUGCUGCCGAGUGUCAGAUAACCCGCAUGAAGGGGAGAGAUAACGGUUCUCAGCCGCUGGGCUAGAUACAGUCACCGCGGGCUGUUUAUAUCAUACAGGCUUUGAACACCAGGAAUCCAGGUCUCUCGGCUGCUCUCAGUCUGCCGGGACAAUACCCAGCACUCCAGUGAUCUGAAAGCGAGCGAGAGCCAUGACCACGGCUAGCAAGUCUCCUCUUGGCCAGGGUGUCAUGAAGAUCUUACUCCUUCUCUUGUUUGGUGGAGCCAUGUCUUCAAGCCCGGAGGGUCUUCACCUUCGUACGAAGAGAGGAACAAGGACGUAUAAAUCCCUGUGUAUGGAGCGGCCCUCGGGGAGGAUCUACAGUAAUGGGGAUAGCUGGCUGCGCCCGGCUGGCAGGAGAGUGGAGUUCUGUCGGUGUGAAUAUGGGCAAACCAAAUGCCACAGUGUACCGGUCACAGGCUGCCUGGAGCUGCGAUGCUACAAUGGGGGGCUUUGCCAGCAGGCCCUGUAUUCCUCUCACUAUCUGUGCCACUGCCCCAGCGGAUUCACCGGCGAGAACUGUGAAACAGACACUCGAGCAGAUUGUUACGAGGGAUCGGGAGAGGCGUACAGAGGGACUCACAGCCAGACCCAGAGCGGAGCGGUGUGUGUGAACUGGAACUCGGCAGGACUCAGCGAGCAGAGAUACAACGCCCAGCACAGAGACGCCCUGAAACUUGGCCUUGGAAACCACAAUUACUGCAGGAACCCUGAUGGUGACACAAAGCCCUGGUGUCAUGUGUUUAAGGAUGGAAGAUACAGCUGGGAGUAUUGCAAUAUUUCAAGCUGCCAUUUUGCCUCCCCUGCCUGUUAUUCCGCUCGGGGCACAACUUACAGGGGUUCACACAGCACCACCUCUUCAGGGUCCCGGUGCUUGUCCUGGGAUUCCCCAUUACUGCAGAAUAAACGAUAUACAGCCUGGAACAGAAACGCCCGCAGGCUAGGGCUUGGAAGCCACAACUACUGUAGGAAUCCCGACAACGGCCCUCGCCCAUGGUGUUAUAUAGCACGAGGGACAGUCAUCUAUUGGGAGUUCUGUGAGAUCCCUCGUUGCUCUUCCUGUGGCACUCGCCGGCCCCAGAUGCCCCAGUUCCGGAUGCUGGGAGGCAAAGAAGCGCAUAUCACUUCACAUCCUUGGCAGGCGGGCGUCUUCGUGGCUUCCAGAAACUCAGUGAGGGAGCACUUCAUGUGCGGAGCGGCACUCAUACACAGGUGCUGGGUGCUGUCUGCGGCACAUUGCUUCACCGCAGGGAUUCCCACGAGCCGACUCCGUGUCAUACUGGGACGCACGAUGCGGGUCGAGCCUGGAGAGGAAGAACAGAAGUUCACCGUGGAUCAGAUGGUUAUCCACCCUCAGUUUGACGAAGAUACCUUUGAUAAUGACAUCGCUCUUCUCCACCUCCAUUCUAAAUCGGGAACAUGCGCCACAGAAACGGAGAGCGCUCGGCCAGCCUGCCUCCCCGAGCCGAAGCUGACCCUACCGGACUGGACAGAGUGUGAGAUGUCUGGAUACGGCAAGCUAGAGGAAUUUUCCCCAUUCUUCUCCGACCAGUUGAAGGAAGGUCAUGUCAGACUUUACCCCGACAAGCUCUGCACCCCCGAGCGUCUGUCCAACCAGACAGUCACCGCCAACAUGCUCUGUGCGGGCGACACCAGGAACCAGGAUGAUGCAUGCAAGGGAGAUUCCGGUGGUCCCCUCGUCUGUUCCCAUGAUGGACGCAUGCACUUGCUCGGAAUCAUCAGCUGGGGUGUAGGGUGUGGGAAAAAGGACACACCAGGGGUUUACACGCGUGUGACCCGAUACGUGGGCUGGAUACGGGAACAAACUGGCAUCUGAAGUCACUGAGCGGAGAAGAACGUGCACUUUAACCACUAUCCAAAGGUCUGGAGAACCAUCGGAACCAACUAUCUGAACUUCAGCAUCAUUCCAAUUCACCUUCUCAGCCAUUCCAGCCUUUUCUGCUGUAAGAAGGACAACGUAGUAGAUACGAAAGACAAACUAUAGGAUAUUUAUACAUUGUUAUUAUAUUUAAAAGGCCGAUUAAAGGCCUGUAGGAACUUAGCAGCCAUGUCAGAUCGGAUCAUUAGGUUCGGAUCGCAACUAGCAGCCAAAUUCUCAUCGGAGGCCAUAUUUCUGCGGAUAUCACCCGGAUAUGAAGGAAAAACCAGAGUGACAAAGGACCGGGAGUUAUUUAGAAGAGUAUUAUGAGAUGCUGGACUCAUGGCUUUGUAGAAACUAUUGUCCGCUUUGAUGACAAGAACUUCCCUGCCGGCAUCAUGUGAGGGGAGAUUCCAUGGCUAUCCAAUUCACUGGAGUCCUAACGGAGUAUGAGAUGUGUAAUAAAUAAUUCUGUAGAAUGA